Molecule: messenger RNA, 1905 nt
Organism: Brugia malayi
Lineage: Eukaryota; Metazoa; Nematoda; Chromadorea; Rhabditida; Onchocercidae
Gene: Bma-pef-1
Product: phosphatase with ef hands protein 1, isoform b, putative
Exons: 13
Coding region: 1-1905 (634 amino acids)
Biological process (GO): detection of stimulus involved in sensory perception
Cellular component (GO): cytosol; nucleus
Molecular function (GO): calcium ion binding; protein serine/threonine phosphatase activity; manganese ion binding
Source: RefSeq, a predicted model, not a curated record
AUGGGAUGUGGUUCAUCGCAUCGAAAACUUCACGAUCCAUCACCUUAUGCACCACCGACUGAAAUCUCGAUAAAAGCUGCCAUCUUAAUUCAAAAAUGGUAUAGACGUUGCUUGGCACGUCUGGAAGCACGUCGUCGUGCAACGUGGAGCAUAUUUACAGCAUUAGAGUAUGUCGGUGAACAGAAUCAAUUAAAGUUGUACAAUUUUUUCAGCGAAAUAAUCGAUACAUUGAAUGAAACGGAGGAUAAAUUGCACCAUUCCGCCAUGCUAACACACGGAAAUGAAACAGCGGAUGAGAAGAGAUUAUUGGAAAUGACCCGACCAGAAUCAUUCAAAGUCGAGAAAGGCUACAAAGGCCCCAAUAUUUCAUUGCCGCUCAAAAAAAUUCACAUUGAACAAAUGAUGGAUGCAUUUAAAGAUAAUAAAAUAAUGCAUAUCAGUUACAUAUUAUUGAUAUUACAUGAAGCUCGGCGUGUAUUUAAAACGCUUCCAACAGUUGUUGAAUUAUCUACGUCUCUCUCAAAACAAAUUACAAUCUGCGGAGAUUUGCAUGGAAAAUUUGAUGAUUUAUGUAUUAUUCUUUAUAAGAAUGGUUAUCCAUCGAUUGAUAAUCCAUACAUAUUCAAUGGCGAUUUCGUUGAUCGUGGUACUCAGUCCAUAGAAGUAUUCGUGGUACUUUGCGCACUUGUCAUCUUAAAUCCGUCAUCAGUAGUGUUAAAUCGCGGUAAUCAUGAAGAUCAUAUUAUCAAUCUACGCUAUGGUUUUGUGAAAGAAUUAAUGACAAAAUAUAAGAAAUCAGCAAAUGCAUUAGUGAAAUUACUGGAUGAUAUCUUCUCAUGGUUACCACUUGCAACAGUUAUUGAUAAUAAAAUAUUUGUUACACAUGGUGGUAUUUCGGAUACAACAAACUUGGAUGAACUUAAAAAUUUACCUCGGUAUCAGUAUGGAUCAGUGCUCAGGCCACCGCAUUACUUUGUUGGCAUGCAAAGGAAAAGUGUUGAUGAUAAAGAAUGGAAAUUAAUUUUGGAUAUAUUAUGGAGUGAUCCAAAAGAGCAAAAUGGUUGUACGGCAAAUGUUUUCCGAGGUGGCGGAACAUAUUUUGGUCCCGAUGUUACUCGAACAUUUCUUGAAAAGCAUCAAUUGGAUAUGAUUGUUCGAUCGCAUGAAUGCAAGUAUGAAGGAUAUGAAUUGACACAUAACGACAAAGUAUUAACUAUAUUUUCCGCAUCAAAUUAUUAUGAAUAUGGUAGUAAUCGAGGUGCAUAUGUUAAAUUUCUUGGUGCUAAUCAUGAACCACAUUUUGUACAAUAUCAAGCAACCAAGGCACAUCGACAAGUUAUUAGUGCAAGAGAAAGGAUUGAUGCUGUGGAACAAUCAGCUAUGCAAAAUUUACGAGCACAAUUGGAUGUAUUUAAUAAGCAACUACAAAAUGAAUUUGAAAUUUUGGAUCCAUUAAAUACUGGUGAAAUUUCCAUCCAUAAAUGGUGCAAAUGUGUGGAAAGUAUUUCUGGCCUUAGUUUGCCAUGGUAUUUACUAGCUCCACGACUUGUUACCGUAACUGAGGAUGGUAAAAAUGUAUUAUACAAGCAAAAUUCAUCAACUGUACAAAUUUUUAGUGGUGAUAAGAAAAUAAUGCAGAAGAAACCACAUGUGAUAGAAACAUUAUACAGACAUAAAGAUUCUCUCGAAGCAAUAUUUCGCUUUAUGGAUAAAGAUAACUCAGGCUUUGUAUCUGUGGAUGAAUUCAUCGAUGCAUGCAAAAUUUUGGGCCAAUAUACUCGUAAUCCACUAAAAAUACCUCAUUUGGAACAAAUAGCGGAAAGUAUUGAUUUUAAUAAGGAUGGUUAUAUUGACUUGAAUGAAUUCCUGGAAGCAUUCCGUCUUGUUGAUCAAGGAACUGAAUAA